GAUUCUGUCAUAUAGCUAAAACAAAGUAGAAAUCUAGCGAAAGCAGUCAAAUAUUAUAUUCCCACUGGUUUAUGUCUUCAAUCAAAGCCGGGAAGCUUCAGUGUCAUCACCAUUGUUUGAUGACUCUCUCCUUCACUUCCUAUAAAUAUCCAUCACUUCUUCUCGCUUUCCAUCAAUUAAUCAAAUCCCACUUCCACAACCACACACCCUUUGAUUUCCAUUACUUUAAGAAGCUCCUGAUCCUCCGCCAUGGCUGACGUUGACCGGAGGAAAAGAAUCAAAAUUGAAGAUAAGAAGGUGAAGGGGACAUUGGUUUUGAUGAACAAUCACUCCAUUUCCACCAUCAAAGACGAGGUUCUUCUGGGCCGGAAAGUUUCUCUGCAACUCAUCAGUGCCGCCCACUGUGAAUCUACCGUCAGGGGUAUCAGAGGGAAGCUAGGAAAAGAGACAAACUUGAAGAACUGGGUGAGCACAGUGAUCACUCGUUCAACAAAAGGCGAUUCAACCUUCGAUUUAGACUUCGAUUGGGAAGAAGAAAUCGGGGUUCCAGGGGCUUUCUUGAUCACCAACAGACACAACUCAGAAUUCUACCUUAAAACUUUGACAUUAGAAGAUGUUCCAAAUUGUGGUCGUGUUCAUUUCAUCUGCAAUUCUUGGGUCUACCCAGAAGAACAUUACAACAAGCAAUAUCGCAUUUUCUUCUCUAAUCAGACAUAUCUUCCAUGGAAGACACCAGAGGGUUUACGCCAUUACAGAGAGGAAGAGUUGGAGGAGUUAAGAGGAAAUGGGACAGGAAAGCGUGAAGAGUGGGAGAGAGUGUAUGACUAUGAUGUCUAUAAUGACUUAAGUGAACCAGACAAAGGUUCAGACCAUGUCCGCCCUACUUUUGGUGGGACCCCUGACUACCCUUAUCCUCGUAGGUGUAGAACAGGCCGACCUCCAUCAAAAACAGAUCCAGACACAGAAAGCAGGGUUCCGAUUCUGCAGAGUUUAACGAUUUAUGUCCCGAGGGAUGAAAGGUUUAGUGACUUGAAGAUGGGAGAUGUUUAUGCUUAUGGGAUAAAACUCGUAUCUCAAGGGUUACUACCUGGUUUUGAAGCUGUUUUGGACAAGAUUUCAGAUGAAAUAGUGGGGACGCUUGAAAAUAUUCUGAAACACAAAUUUGAAAAUAUACCAAGCAACAGAUUUAAUGAGUUUUCAUCAUUUGAAGACGUGCUUAAGCUUUAUAAAGGUGGACUUCCAGUACCAAAAUCUGAGUUUCUAGAAAGCAUCAGGGAGAAAAUUCCAUUUGAGUUUUUCAGAGAAUUGUUUCGUUCUGAUGGAGAACACGUGUCAAAAUUCCCUGUCCCACAAAUAAUCCAAGGAGAUGAAUCUGCAUGGAGGACAGAUGAAGAAUUUGGAAGAGAAAUGUUGGCAGGGAUAAACCCUGUUGUGAUCCGACGCCUCCAAGAGUUCCCUCCAUGUAGCAAGUUAGACCCUAGAAAAUUCGGAAAUCAAAACAGUACAUUGACUGAAGACCACAUAAAACAUCAGUUAGAUGGAUUGAGUGUCUUGGAGGCGAUCAGUUGUAACAAGCUGUUUAUACUAGAUCACCAUGAUCCAUUGAUGCCGUAUCUGAGGGGUAUAAAUGAGACUUCCACCAAGACAUACGCCACACGGACCAUCUUGUUCUUGCAAAAAGAUGGGACUUUGAAGCCAGUAGCAAUCGAAUUGAGUUUGCCACAUCCAGAUGGUGAUGAAUUUGGAGUUAUUAGUACAGUUCACACACCUGCAAAAGAAGGGGCAAAAGGGACAAUUUGGUUGUUGGCAAAAGCAUAUGCUAAUGUAAAUGACUCGGGAUACCAUCAACUUGUUUGUCAUUGGUUGCAUACUCAUGCUUCAAUGGAGCCAUUUAUAAUUGCAACAAAUAGGCAGCUAAGUGUACUUCAUCCAAUUCAUAAACUAUUGCAUCCACAUUUCCGUGACACGAUGAAUAUUAAUGCCCUUGCACGCCAAACACUCAUAAAUGCUGGUGGACUUCUUGAAAAAACGGUUUUUCCUGACAAAUAUGCCAUGGAAUUGUCGUGUAAUAUGUACAAAGAAUGGGCUUUCACAGAACAAGCACUUCCUGCUGAUCUUGUCAAAAGAGGAUUAGCCGUAGAGGACCCAUCCUCCCGCCAUGGGAUCCGCCUCAUUAUCCAAGACUACCCGUUUGCAGUUGAUGGGCUCGAGGUAUGGUCCGCAAUAAAAUCAUGGGUAACCAACUACAUUAACAUCUACUACAAAAACAACAAUGAAAUACAAAACGACACCGAGCUUCAACAAUGGUGGACCGAGGUCCGAACCAAGGGCCACGGGGACAAAAAACACGAAACGUGGUGGCCCACAAUGCAAGCCCUUGAUGACCUCAUCCAAUCAUGCACCAUCAUCAUAUGGACCGCUUCCGCCUUACACGCAGCGGUCAACUUUGGGCAGUACCCUUACGGAGGGUACCUCCCAAACCGACCCGCUACGAGUCGUCGGUUCAUACCUGAACCGCCGUCUGCUGACUAUGACGAGCUCGAGACGGACCCCGAGAAGGCGUUUUUGAAAACCGUGACACCGCAGCUUCAAAGCGUGCUUGGGAUUUCGUUGAUUGAGAUUUUGUCAAGGCAUUCGGCGGAUGAGGUGUUUUUAGGGCAACGGGAUACGCCCGAGUGGACAACUGAUGACGUGGCGUUGGAUGCGUUUGAGAAAUUUGGGGAGGAUUUGAGGGAGAUUGAAGGAAGGAUUUUGGAGAUGAAUUUGGAUGAGAAAUUGAAGAAUAGGAAUGGGCCCGCUAAAAUGCCUUAUACUUUGCUUUAUCCGAGUAGCGAAAUCGGGCUUACGGGUCGUGGGAUUCCAAAUAGUGUCUCAAUUUGAAGUGGGAUUUGGUCAUAGGUAUUGUGAGUUACCUUUGAAGUAUGGUGUGUUGAAGGUUUUUUAGGUUUGACAUCUUGUUUUUGUUGUGUAACAUGUUAGUUUGUGACAAUAAACUAAUAGUUGGUAAGUUUGGGUUUGACAUUUUGUAUAUAAUUUAAUAAAUUAUCAAUAAUGAUGCAUUUGGGAAA
Messenger RNA from Lactuca sativa (garden lettuce), 3068 nucleotides. RefSeq names its product putative linoleate 9S-lipoxygenase 5. Lineage: Eukaryota; Viridiplantae; Streptophyta; Magnoliopsida; Asterales; Asteraceae. Gene Ontology annotation, biological process: lipid oxidation. Gene Ontology annotation, molecular function: protein binding; metal ion binding; oxidoreductase activity, acting on single donors with incorporation of molecular oxygen, incorporation of two atoms of oxygen. The record is from RefSeq and is a predicted model, not a curated record.